This is a messenger RNA of Rotaria socialis, 2715 nucleotides long. The record is from the annotation of a GenBank genome assembly. Lineage: Eukaryota; Metazoa; Rotifera; Eurotatoria; Philodinida; Philodinidae.
CCCGGGGGGGGGGCCUUCUCCCCGCAACUUUGGAAAUUUUUGUUUCAAUUUUACUCCGAUUUGAAGAAAAUAGAAGAGAUUUUUAUUAAUUUACUCCAAUUUUUGAAGAAAAUAGAAUAGAUUUUUAUUGAUUUACUCCGAUUUUUGAAAAAACCUCCCGUUUUCAAGUAACCCCCCUAUAUUUUUGUUGCUUCGCGCCGUCCCUGACGAUGAAUCUCCACCAGUUGAUCAACCAUCAUCAUUUGACAUAUUGGAUUUCUGUUAUGCUCUAUUAUCGAAACAUUAGAUCUAUUUGUCAAACAUAACUCUAUACAACAAUGUAUGUAUGAUACGAAAACAUGAAAUUUUCUUAAAGUUAAUUUUCUGUAUGUUUUAGUUUGCAUAUUAUUCUGUCGAUUACAUUCAUUAAUUAAACAACAAUUACCAAUCAAUGAUGCACUUCAAAGUCGAACAAUCUAUAGUUUUUUUCAACCUUUUUACAUACAAUAGAAUGGUCUGAGGAGGUAAUUUUUUGUUUCUAUAGAAUUUAUUUUAGUAGACAAUUGAUCCACAGCUAAAAAACUUGAUAAAGAUAUUUGUUGUUCAUUUUUAGCAGCUUAUCAGAUUUUAACUAUGGAUGAAAAUAGAAAUCAAAUAAAUAAUUGAAUAAGAAAAGCAGUGAAGCAAAUUGUUUGAUUUAUUUUCAAUUUAGAAUUAGUUAGAUGAUUUAUUAAUGUUUGUUCAAAAAUGUAGAGAAAGUUGAAUGAUUUUUCGAUUUUAAUUCAACAAAUAAUUUGAAAUGUGAUUUAUCUGAAAAGAAUUUUUCACUUGAUGUUCUAAUUCAAUACAUGACACAUGAAUCAGGUAAUCGGUCGUGAUCAUAUAUAUUAAAUUAUAUUUUUCUCAAAUUUCGAAUUAAUGUCGAUUAGCUGUUCUUCUUCAUCUUCUUCUUCAAUCAAAAUUAUAAGUAUCAAAUGAAUAUUGCAAUACUUUUACGACAAUUAAAAGUAGAAAAAUAACUUUUGUUGAAUCCAAAACAUUAUCCAUUGAUCAAUAUAUUUUUAUUUAGUGUUCGAACAGCAGAUUAUCGUAAAUGUGUUGAUUAUCUGCAAGCAAAUACUCAUAUAGUAUAAGACUACAUGAUGAAUUUUAUCCUGUCGACAAAUUACUUGAUCUAUUUGUUAAUACAGAAAUCUUAACAAAAGAAUAUGUUAAUGUAAAUUGUAUGAUAGAAUUUCUUUUUCUUUGUUUCUAUAAUUCUAGUCUUACAGUGAAAGUUUUCUUCGUUUUUGUACAAUAUUUACUGAUCGUAAUAAAAUAGAUGCAAGUGUUCGUAAAUCAGCACUUGAACAAAUGACGAUAAUGUUUCUGGAAAUUAUUUCAAACUUAACUCAUGCAUUAGUAUACCUACUUUUUGAUCGAAGUCCCCACAUAACUUCAUUACUUGAUAAUGUACUGCUAGUUCAAGUCAAAUCUCAAAUAUGCCAUGGUGUCGCUCAAUAUGCUAAAUGUUCGCCAAAUACUGACUGCGGUUGUUUACAUAUUCCAGGCGCUAUUAACAUCGGCAUUUGCAGCUAUGAGUUUUUAGUAGAGUGUUCUGAACUAGUUAAAUGCGAUUACAACAAUCUUUGUUAUGAACCUGAUCAUAGAUGUGUUCAUCAUCCUCGAUGUCAGAGCUCGCCUGUUUGUUAUCCAGUACCGACUUACAAUCGACAACUUUGCCCACCAAUCACAAUGACGAACAUCACAACUACAACAAUAGUUCCAACUACAACUACAACAACCGUUCCAACUACAACUACAACCCGUGCUCAGUCACUAGUUAAUAUUCCUGCUAAUGCCAAAUGGGCACAGAACGGUGUAACUAUUGCUGGAGGUCACGGGAAUGGGGAUGCCACUAAUCAACUCUACUACCCUCUUGGUCUCUUCGUUGAUGAUGAUCAAACAGUGGUUAUUGCUGAUCACGGGAAUCAUCGUAUCAUGCAAUGGAAGAACGGUGAUACAACGAAUGGACAGGUUGUUGGUGGUGGUAAAGGCCAAGGAACUGGAUUACAUCAAUUGUAUCAGCCAACUGAUGUAUUAAUUGACGAAGAGACAGAUAGUCUCACUAUUUGUGAUUAUGUGAAUCGACGAGUUGUACGAUGGUCUCGUCGUAGUGGUAUAACACAAGGUGAAAUACUCAUCGGCAACAUCUAUUGUCAUGGAGUAGCAAUGGAUGAACAGAGAUAUCUCUACGUUUCUGACGAAGCAAAACAUGAAGUAAGACGAUAUCAAUUGGGUGAGAAGAAUGGCACUCUCGUAGCUGGUGGUAAUGGCCAAGGUAAUGGACUCAAUCAACUCAACCGGCCGAGAUAUCUCUUUGUCGAUCGACAACAGACUGUCUAUGUAUCAGACAACAGCAAUCAUCGUGUAAUGAAAUGGGUGGAAGGUGCAAAAGAAGGUAUUGUGGUCGCUGGAGGGCAAGGUAUAGGGAAUGCUCUGACACAAUUGUCUAAUCCUGAAGGAAUCUUCGUUGAUACGUUGGGUACACUCUAUGUAGCAGACUCAUGGAAUCAUCGUGUAAUGCGUUGGACUCAAGGAGACAAGAAACAAGGCACUGUAGUUGUGGGUGAAAAUGGUCAAGGAGCAGGAGCAAAUCAGUUCGACGUCCCCGUUGGUUUGUCUUUCGAUCGACAUGGUAAUCUCUAUGUCGCCGAUAUGGGUAAUAAUCGUAUUCAACGAUUUUCUAUCGAAUAA